UGUACUGACGUGUAGCAUUGUUACUUGACUCUCUUUGUGGGAUGCACAGUCGUCAAUUUGUGUUUGAUGACAUCGCUUGUGCCAGCAGGAGCGUGUCCACAGUAAAGGAAUAACUCAGCUUGAUUCAUCAAUUGAAGAGACGUAAUAGUUGAGAAAUGGAACAUGCGCAACGACCGCCGGAAUUGAGUUUUGUAGGUGUAAUGGAUGAAAACUGGAAAGACUGGAAACGGCAGUUUCUUAUAUUUCUGAAAGCUUCAGGCAACGCUGAUAAGCCAACAGAUGUGAGGGCCAGCAUGCUUUUGAAUUGUAUCGGUCCUUUCGGCUUGACAGUUUCGAAAAACUUUACUUUCGACGAUCCGGACGAUGAGGAAAAUGUGGAAAUACUAAUAGAAAAAUUCGAAAAUCUUUUUUCACCAAGAAAAACUGAGGUGCAUGAUCGAUACAUCUUUUUUUCGAGCGUAAGACAACAUUCAGAGACUAUUCCACACUACGUGCAAACUUUGAAGAAAAAAGCAAGUACUUGCAACUUUGGUGGUUUAACAGAAAGCCUGAUAAGAGACAAAAUUAUAUUAGAUGUAAAGAACAAGGAACUGAGGAAAUUUCUUUUCGAGGAAAAAGAUUUGUCCCUUAGCCGAGCCGUCGAGAUGUGGGAAAGGUGUCAACAAACUGAACCAAUUUCCAAAUUGUGUAUGCCAAAAGAACUUCAGCAAAAACCGUCUCACAAUGCGGCGGAUAAUCAUCUAAAUAACAAAACGUCGAACUGCGCUGAAUGCAAUACGUGCCAUGAGCCGAAUCGGUGCCCUGCAUGGGGACAGCGAUGUGAGAAUUGUGGAAUGCUAAAUCACUUCACAGCAGUUUGUAACAAACCACCAGUAAAAAAAACACGGCCAAAGCAUUUCAACCCUUUACCAUUGACCCAAGCACCAGGAUCAACAAAGAAAAAUUGAUAAGAAUGACUUGUCAGGAUAUUUUUACUGCAGAAUUUGCAAAUGUAUCGUGUAUUUAAUGGAAUUUCCGGUUGAUUAUUCUGCGAAUGAGUCAAUUGAUAAAACGUAUAUUUUUAAAGAAGAUUCAGACUUAUUGAAUUACCAAUAUAUAACUGAAUUAAUAAAUGAUGUCGUACAAUAUUUCGAUUUCUUAUCUUCAUACGCGUUGUUGAGAGUAAUAACUGCCAUUUUUUCUGUAAGCUUCUACUUUGUAAAAACUAUUGUUUACAGUAUUCUAGGAAGUUCUGAAAU
Messenger RNA from Neodiprion fabricii, 1238 nucleotides. RefSeq lists its product as uncharacterized. The record is from RefSeq and is a predicted model, not a curated record. The coding region runs from base 156 to 947 and encodes 263 amino acids. The transcript has 4 exons. Lineage: Eukaryota; Metazoa; Arthropoda; Insecta; Hymenoptera; Diprionidae.